AUGGCAUGUUCUAAUGGAGGUACAUGUACGACAAUAUCAGGUGGAGCUGGUUGGAUAUGUAGUUGUCCAUCAGGUUUUACAGGAGAUCGAUGUCAAAAUAUGAUAACACCAUGCGAUAGAAAUCCUUGCCUGAACUCAGGCAAGUGCUAUCCUGUUGGUAAUUCUUUUACUUGUGCAUGUCCUUUGGGCUAUUCAGGACAAACAUGUGAAACAAGUAUUCGACCAGCUACUUGUACCAUCAAUUGUUCACCAGGUUAUUGCUUUUCAAAUCCAAGUACUCAACCACCAUAUGCUUGUUAUUGUCCUGAUCAUACAAUUCAAUUAAAAUCAUGUACUACUUAA
This is a messenger RNA of Rotaria sp. Silwood2, 342 nucleotides long. The record is from the annotation of a GenBank genome assembly. NCBI's taxonomy places the organism in Eukaryota, Metazoa, Rotifera, Eurotatoria, Philodinida, Philodinidae.